Asterias rubens (European starfish) is the source of this 1705-nucleotide messenger RNA. RefSeq names its product carbohydrate sulfotransferase 15-like. The record is from RefSeq and is a predicted model, not a curated record. Gene Ontology annotation, biological process: hexose biosynthetic process. The transcript has 8 exons. Bases 215 to 1483 code for a protein of 422 amino acids. Lineage: Eukaryota; Metazoa; Echinodermata; Asteroidea; Forcipulatida; Asteriidae. Gene Ontology annotation, molecular function: N-acetylgalactosamine 4-sulfate 6-O-sulfotransferase activity.
AAUAGGUUGGAAUUUAUAAAUGGCAUGAAUAAGUAUCAUGAAGUUCGUCGCUACUGAUCUUUUUUUGUUACCACAUUGGACCCCUGUGCAUGCGCUUUCAGGAGGACUGGGUUUGGUGCCUCUUAUUUUGUAUUUUGGUCGAAUCGUAAGUUACAAAAAGCAAAUACUGACUUGUCACCAGUCAGUUCGUUUGGAAUUAUAGUGCUUCAACGCCAUGAAGAUACCAAAAAGCUUCAUUUUCAUUGUCGGUACCAUUUGGUCGUUGCUUCUCUGCGUCAAGCUGUGGCAAGAUUUUCCACUGCAGGGGAUGAUGAGAACACAAAACAAGUUACCAACGAUUAAACGACUUUACGUUGAAGAUGUGACUGUCAACCAAGGGUCGUCAGAACCUGAAGCGGACAAUAGGCCAAAACACCUCGAGCAGAAACGAGGCAGCAGUCAUGGAUACGAGAAAAUCAACGUCAGGAAUGUUUCGGAGAAUCUUUAUAAACUUGCUCCAAAUGUCUUCGAUGGGGUGCCGGAAGAAUUUCUACCUCAAUUCAGAAAUCCUUGCUGGUGGUCUGAUAAGGGUCAUACGUCAUCUGACCUCAAGUGUCUACCCUAUUUUUUUCUGGCCGGUAUGCCAAAGUGUGGUACCACUGACGUCUAUUUUAAGUUGGCCAAGCAUCCCCAGAUACAUUCAAGUUGCGGUAUUUACAGGAAGGGACAAUUAUGGUGGACAAGAAGACGCUUAGGGGGAACAAGCCUACAGAAGUACGUCGACUGUCAGUCAGUUACCAUUGGAAAACAACUUGUAAAAGGUUCUGACCCAUCGAUCAUUACAGGAGACUGUUCAUCUCCGACGUUCUGGGAGAACAAGAAUUGGCGGAAAUUCUUCCCUAAGGAAGAGCUUGGUCCUCCAUAUCUUAUUGCUGACGUCAUAGGCACUGUUUUGCCAAAGACUAAGAUACUUCUCACACUUCGGGAUCCUACUGAAAGGUUACUCUCUGACUUCCACUACAUGCAUCAUUACAAGUGGGACUAUGAUCGUGGACCGUCCAUAUUCCACAAAGAAGUCGUGGAUUUCCUCAGUCGUUUUAACUCAUGCCUAGCUGAUAAGCAAGACAACAGGACGUGUGCCUAUGAUAUGCAAAAUAUAUUGCCAGUGAGAGGCCCCAUUGGACUGUUCUCAGUAUAUCUCCGUGACUGGCUGAAGUUUCUACCACGUGACCACAUUAAGGACUUCCGAAUGGAGGACUUGAAGGAAAACUGCCCACUGGUGCUUUCUCAAUUGUUUGAGUUUCUCCAAUUGCGGAAACUGGACAGUCCUGCCCUUAAACGGGCGUGCCAGCGCCCUAUCGGCAAUAAGCACAAGAAACCAUACAAACCGAUGCUACCGGAAACACAACAGUUAUUAAGAGAGUUCUACCGACCUUAUAAUGAAGAACUUGCACAGAUGCUGAACGAUCAGAAAUAUUUGUGGGAGGAUACACAGAAAACAUAACUUUGUCGAUUGACUAAAUAAUAGUCAUUCAUCACAUGGUUUGAUUCCUAUAGUCUUGGAAUGUCAUCCAAUCGAAAGUUUGUUCAGUACUUGACUAAAAAGGAACAUUAUUAAGUCGUUGAAAAUGAUUUAAAUCCUAAAAACGUAAAGCCCGGUGUGGCGGUUUCAACUUUCCGCUGUGUUCAGUUUUCCGAAUGACCAAAUACGGUAGCAUUACGUCAU